AGAAAGUAACAACGUGGGAAAGCGGAGUAUUGUUUGUGGUCUGAUACACGAUGACCGGAAUAAGACGGCGUCCCGAAGCCAAGCCAAGACAAACAACCCAGACGUUAUCAACAGUGAGAAGACAUGCAUCCUAGAUCGUAGCUAAAUCGUGACCAAGUACUGGGAAGAAAGGAGAGGAGACAGGGCGAUGGGUGUUCUCUGGUGGGGAUGGCAACUUGCUACCGUGUUACUUCUUGCCAAGUUGCGGUCCGUUAUCUCACAAGUUGCCCUCCCACCAAGAGAAGUCAUUGCUCGUUACGGUGAGAGCGCCGUUCUGCCCUGCGACGUCCAGUACCCCAACGGUGUCCUCCCAUUCGUCAUUGAGUGGCAGAAGCAGGGCGUGGCCAUCCCCGUCUUCAUUCUGUUCAACGGCUACCCUCCCCACAUCGACCCGCAGUUCCAAGGUCGAGUCAGCCUGUUCCAAGAAGCUUCCUUACAGAUCGACAACGUGCUGGCGGAGGAUGCGGGGUGGUACGAGUGCAAGGUUGUGUUUCUCGACCGUGUGGACAACGCCCAGAAAAAUGGGACAUGGGUACAUCUCAAGGUGUAUGCAGAGACACCUAGUGACGGGAGAAUUAUAGGGACUCACAGUGUUUGGAUUAUGGAGAGUGUGUGUUGGUGGUAUUUGUGGCUUCUCAUCAGUUUUGACAUUGGUCAGACUUCAGCUGCUGUGAUGUUUGGGACAGAUGUACCAAGUUUGAAUAUUGCUGCAGCUCGUCCCACCUUCCUGGACAAGUCUCCAGCCCUGCUGCAGUACAACCAGGGGGACACCGGGAGGCUCUUCUGUGUUGCAGCAGGGCACCCUCCACCACAGGUGCGAUGGAAGAAGGGAGACCAGCCCAUCAUGCCGACUGUUAAGUAUAGACUAACUGAGACCAGCCUGACGAUUGUGUCGCUGGUGAGGGAAGAUGCAGGUGUGUACACCUGUACGGCACAGAGUGAGGCUGGGGACCUACAGCACACCAUGAGGAUGGUCAUAUUUGGUCCUCCUGUCAUCAUGGUGCCUCCCCAGAACACCACAGGGGUGGUGGGUUCAGAAGUUGCCUUUGAAUGCCAAGCGGAGGCCUUCCCUGCCAACAUGACCAUGCGCUGGCUACGGGACGGCAUCAACGUCUUCUACUACACCUCGCUGUACUCCCGCGUCAACGUGCUGGGAGACGGGACGCUGAUCAUCAGGAGGUUACGGCGCAGCGAUGUCGGGAUGUACACGUGCAGUCCCACCAAUGGGAUAGGUGUGGCACCGAGAGCUACGGCAUAUCUCAGGGUUCAGUAUCCUCCCCAGUUGCUGCCAAUGCCGGCCACCCAGCUGAUCCCAAGAGGGGGAGUGGGCCGUAUCCGCUGCCCUCAUGAUGCUGACCCUCCCAUACACACUAUCCUGUGGAAGAAGAACGGUCGUGUGCUGGACGUUGCGGGUGAGCCGUCCCUGUCAACUGACCGAGACGGCACCUUGGUCAUCACGGGUGUGACGGACAUGUCUGCAGGCCUGUACAGCUGUAUCCCCAGGAAUGUGCUGGGAUCCGGAGGGGAGUCACCGUAUGUACAGGUGGCUGUUACAGACCCACCAGAGUUCACGGUGCAGCCAGAGUCGUCCUACUACAUCACAGUCGGUGGGGAUAUCACCAUGGUGUGUGCUGCAACUGGAGAGCCAAUGCCGUUUGUCUCAUGGAGAAAGGAUGGGAUUGAUCUGGAUGAUGAGCUGUAUGAUAUCGCUGGAGGAAACCUGUCUCUGUGGGAGGUAACAAAAGAGGACUAUGGUGUGUAUGAAUGCCUGGCACAGAAUGAGGUCACUACCAUCUCUGUCACAAGCCACGUCUUCAUUCAAGGUACCUCGCCCCAUGUUCCGACCGGCCUGUCUGUGGCCACCAGCAGUAACUCCGCCCACGUCACCUGGCAGCCGUCCUACGACGGUGGGAGUGAGCAGACCUUCAUCCUGUGGUAUCGAGCAGUGACUGCCAGAGACUGGAACACCCUACAGGUCAACAGCAACGUCAACAGAUACACCGUGUACAACCUGAUGUCUUCUACCAUGUACGAGUUCAGUGUCAUGGCCAGGAACAGACUAGGAGACAGCAUGUUCACCACGAUUGUUGUUAGAGCCACGCAAGAGCCUGGCUAUGUAGACCCCUACAAGCCCCUCCCACCCGAGGGCCUGACAGCCAAUGUUACUGAAGAGGGAGUCAUGUUGAGUUGGCUGGCACCGACCCCAGCCAUCUCUGGCAACAGUGGUGUCAUAUGCCGUGGAAUACAGGCGAGAGGGCAAUGCCUGGAGAAUCUUACAGUGUUUGCCUACUGUCUUCAACAAUGCACUCAACAUAUCUACACAAUUCAUUUCCCUUCAGAGCCUGGCUAUGUAGACCCCUACAAGCCCCUCCCACCCGAGGGCCUGACAGCCAAUGUUACUGAAGAGGGAGUCAUGUUGAGUUGGCUGGCACCACCCCAGCUGUCUCUGGCAACAGUGGUGUCAUAUGCCGUGGAAUACAGGCGAGAGGGCAAUGCCUGGAGAAUCUUACAGGAGAACAUAGCAGCAGAGAACACAAGUAUACUUGUGGUCAGCGGUCUUCAUCGGCAAACAACAUACGAGUUCCGUGUGUUCGCCUUCUCAGAGGUGACCUUCAGUGAACCCAGUGAUGUCAUUUCAGUCUACACAGAAGACAUCCCAGUAUACACAGACCCCGUAGAAAUGGCAGGGCAGUUUGGGGCUUCCACACCUAUCCUGGCAGGGGUGGCUGGAGGCCUUGGUUUUCUGCUCCUGGCCAUCUUGCUCAGCUGCUUUGCUGUCAAGGUCAUCAACAAGAGAAAGGUCAAGAGGAAAGAGCAGAGACAAGAAAAUGUGAAGUUAAUCAGCUUGUCAAAGUUGGCUCAAGACAGAGUGAGGUGGACCCCACAAAGUAACAAUUAUUCUAACGGUUUCACCAACGGCUUUGGAGGGCACAUCAAAAACCGGUUCUUCCUGGACAGCUCACAAAGCCCACCAGAUUCCUACAGGAGCAAGUCUGCGUCAGAGAAGCCCAGUAUGUCGUCUCAGGACAAAAACAUGAACAUUCAGUACGACUCACCGAGCAUGUACAGGUUACUAAGGUCCUCGCGUACCUUCAGGUAUAACGUUGAGAUUACCCGGCCGAUAGGGACUAUCAGUCGAGCCCCAGAUGGUCGCUUCAUCUUGGGUCAAGAUAAGAGUGUUACAAAAGAAAGGCGACAUUCGCCAUACCAAACCAAUGACAUCCUUCCCGUGCCACAGCUUGUCCCACCAGGCAGGCCUUUCCAUAUUUCUAGGGACAGUUCGUUCUGUCCAGUACCACGACUACAGAACACAUUCCGACCAAUCCAACAGGAGGAGGUCACACCCUCCCCGACCAGCAGUGACGGGAGCUAUGGGAGUGGUCACAGUUCAGAGGUUAGGAGGGCCCUGGUUAAACCUGCUUCUAGCAGAAGUCCUGCUAAGUCGUCUUCAAAUGUUCCGCCAAGUCGCUCGUCGCGUUACUCAAGAGGAUCACAGCGAGUUGUUUCGGCAGAUGUCCACAGUAGUCCUGAGUUAUUUCACACCGCACAACCUGCUAGAUAUCGCAGCAUGCCAGGUCAAAGUCUGCAAAGGUACCCUAGCUCAGCUACCAGCACCAAGUAUCCCAGCAGUGGUCUGGGGAGAUAUUCGGGUGCUUCCAGGACUUCAUUUGAAGGGAUACCUAUGCAGCACUAUUUGAACACCAGACCCCAGAGCCACAGUAGCACCUCCAGUAGAGAAUCCCAUAAAGUCUACCCUGUAGGGCCACCAAAGCCACCACGGCAUCAGGCCUUCCGAGAACCUGCCUUUAGAGUGUCUUAUCCUUAUGUGCCAGAAGACAGUGGAUUCCCUUCGAGUUCCCAGGUAGAUUUCUUAGAUAACCGCCACAGUGCACCAGUUGAGACAUUGUCCGCUCGACGACUCAACCGCGUCUUCCACAGUACUCCACAGAGCAGCACGUCGCAGCUGGACCACUCAGACUUCACCUUCGGUUCCGAGCAAACUCUUACUGAAGAAGACAGUGAAGACAAGUCCUUCAAGGGGAGCAAUGCUACGUUGGUAAACGAGAUAUUCACAGAAAAAAAGCCAAAGGCGAUUGAGGUUUCACCAGGCCGUGCAAGUUCUGCUAGUGCCAGCAGUGGCCGGGGAAGCAAAACUUCCACAGUCGCUAUCUCGCGAGGUAGCAGCUUUAGGACAAGUGAAGGAUAUACCUCACCCGACCAUGAUUCCCUCAGUAGUGGGUUUGUAAGUAAGAACACGUCCCACACCACAGCUCAGGGGUCUCGUGGUUACAGCAGUGAUAACAUUAGCGGAGAGGACGGCCCAUUCGAGUCUACUAGUUCUGAACAGUCUCCAGUCUCAGGGUCCACCCCACACCCCACAGAUGCAGAUGAACACUUUGAAUGGGACAGUACAGAGCCACUGGGCUCAAACAUUCUCCAGGCUGUACAAAGAUACAUCAUUCAAGGCAAGAGCCCCUUACCAAAACAGAAGCCUCGACAGACCGAGUCAAAACUGCCCGGUCCUCGUGAAAUUCGCAGACAUCGAAGGAUAUCAAGAUUUUCUGACGUCGACGCACGGUGUGCUGCUCUCAAACAGGAGUUCCAAGAGUACAAACAGCGACAAAAGGAACUGGGAGAGGAUCAGAUGAACUAUGAGCAGGAAUAUGAAAGAACAACAAUGGUCUGAUCUAUACAGACUGUGCUGUGCACACUGUCUGGUAACUGUUGUUUGGUCUAUACCUGAUGCAUGAAGCAUCUUAUCACAAAAAAAACCUGCACCUAACACCUACAUAAUAUCAUUUUAAAAGACUACCUGUUUUGAAUGGGUAGCUGAGAAUCUAGCUUUUACAGAGUACAGUGAAUGGUUGUUACAUUUGGUUUGCCCUGAAUGUAUCACUAUAAUGAAAAUAUGUGGCAGAAUAUUGUUCCUGGAUAGUGGAAACUUUGUUGUUGCAAAGAUCCAUCUGAUGACACUAGUCUAUUUUUAUCUAUUAUUACAGACAAAUUAUCCAUGUACAUAGAUUCCUGAUCACUGUAGAGUACCUCCUUAGGAUAUGUUUACAUUCAAAGUAUAAGUAGAGAAUCAAUAUAUUUACCUAGAAGCUCUAUUUUUUAUGAAUUGUAUGCUUAUAUGUUGUCAUAUAUGAUUAUCAGAUUUGUUUAUCUUUGCUUUUGUUUGCUGUUUUGCCUGUGCUUUGACUUUUGAAUCUGAAGAAUUCCUCUGUCCCAUGGGACCAAAGGAAAGCAAGUGAAAUUGGACAAGUUUUCAAUAGACCUGUUCACUUCUAUUUUGGCAGAGACAUUCAUUCUAUGGGUGACCAAUAUAGGAAGUCAGGACCAUGGGAUUCUAGUGAUCCUGAUAAUUGAGUAUUUUUAUCACCUCUAAACAGCAAAACAAGAAGUUGUUAGCUAAUAUUGUUAUUAUUUAUAAAAUGUGUAUGAAUUGUCAAUGCAGUGGUACAAAAAACCAAAUUGAUACUUUGUGAGGAAUUGUAUUCCUGUUGAAAUUCUGAAGAAGAAAUUGAGGAAAAUACUAUGUAAUUAGAUUACUUAAUACAGAAAUUAAGAACAUCUCAGGAUCAAUGAUUAUCAUAUUUUCUCUUUUGACCAAAAAGAGUGGUGCCAAGAAAGCAGUACAAAUUAGACAAUAGUACAUGUUUUUAUCAACAUAACAGCAGUUAUGUUUAUGUUAGACGAUAGAAGAAACUUCAAAAUCAUUGAUUCAAAUCAAUUUCAAACCUCACAGUGUAUUACAUAUUUGAAUCCUCAGUUAGCAGUUAAAUAGUUAAUGUGUGGAGGUUGGUUUGUGCUGUUCUGAAAUUAUGCAUUAUUUUUGUGUGAGAAUGGUUUGUUAACAAUUGCCUGAAAAUAUCUAGAUGUUCUGUAUAGUUUUUUAGAUGUUUAUAUGUUUGUAUAUUUAGAGUUGUUUUAUUCCUUUUGUCAUGUAUAUGUACUUGAAACAUCUGGGUUUUUAAAGGAAUAUUUUAAGGCUGUUCAACCUUUGAAGAAGUUGUUUCAAACCCCUACACUGCCUGAACCUGUGACAAAUACAAAAUAUGGUGCCAAAUUCUAAGUCAGUAACUGCAAGGAGAUAUAUAAAAUAUGCAGCUAGGUCUUUGAGCUUGUAAAAGAAACUAUGCAUUCCAUGAGCAGUGUAGCUUGUUUUAUGUAUAGAUUGCAUUGAUAGGGAUAAAGUCUAGUACCUAUGUAUUCAUGCAUGUAACAAACAUUAGUUAAGUUUAUUGUGCUUGUAUAUUUAGGAAGUCUAUUUAUCAUAUCUGUGAAAAAAUGGCUCGGUUGAUCCAACAUCAGACAAAACCUCAGAUCUUGUAAAGUUGCAUUUUGUGAUUAAAACAUUGAAAC
Molecule: messenger RNA, 6402 nt
Organism: Branchiostoma belcheri (Belcher's lancelet)
Lineage: Eukaryota; Metazoa; Chordata; Leptocardii; Amphioxiformes; Branchiostomatidae
Exons: 18
Coding region: 188-4726 (1512 amino acids)
Biological process (GO): cell-cell adhesion
Molecular function (GO): protein binding
Source: RefSeq, a predicted model, not a curated record